CUGUAUUCUUUCUUAUAUUUCUUGCGCGUAUCGCGACCAUCGUGAUCGUGCGUGACGGCAGAGUUAUUGUUUGUUAUGUCGUUUAGUAAUUGUCUUUCUAGCAAUUCAUUCUGAUCGUGUAAAUUUUCAGUUAUUAACAGCUAGUGAUGUGUAAUAAAUAAGAUACGAAGUGAAAGUUUAUUGUGAUAGUGAACUGCUCCCGUGACAGCUUUGUUACGUCAACAGUAAACACGCAAACGGAAGCCAAUCAACGGCGGGGGCGUAGUCUCCUCUAGACGCGAAACCGAAACAAACAUGGACCAUCAUAAUUCCGACUUCCAUCGUAGUUCAAACUCGCUAGAUUCAGACUCUAAAUCCAGUUCCCUUAAUUCGAAGCACGGCAUGGACACGAUUGUGGCUAAUGAAUCGCCGUUCUCUUACUUGUCGGGAGAGAACAUGCAAGACAUUAAAAAUGACGUAUCCUACAUUUGUCCAUACAGUGGACCCGUUGUUGGAACCCUGACAAUUACAAACUAUAGAUUACACUUUCGGUCGCAGCCUGCAAGCGACAAGGAUCCCGUUGUAAUUGUAGAUUGCUCCUUGGGAGCGGUAAGCCGAAUAGAAAAGGUCGGCGGAGCUAGCUCAAGGGGCGAAAACUCUUAUGGAAUCGACAUUUUCUGCAAAGAUAUGCGUAACCUACGAUUUGCCCAUAAACAGGAAAACCAUUCCAGGCGGACAGUAUUUGAAAAAUUACAAUUGUACGCAUUUCCGCUGGCUAAUAACGGGCAAUUGUUUGCCUUUAACUACAAGGAAAAGUUUCCUGAGGAUGGUUGGAGUGUGUACGAACCUGUAGCGGAACUUCGUCGAAUGGGCGUUAAUAGUGCAAACAACGAUACUUGGCGAAUCACAAGAAUCAACGAAAAGUACGAAAUAUGCGACAGCUAUCCUUCUGUUUGGGCUGUCCCUAAAUCGGCUAAAGAUGACCUGCUGAAGCAGGUUGCUAAUUUUCGAUCGCGAAAUCGUCUUCCGGUUCUGUGCUGGAUUCAUCCAAAGUCGUUGGCAACGAUUACUCGUUGCUCACAGCCGCUGGUCGGAGUCAGUGGCAAGCGGAACGAUGCCGAUGAAACUUAUAUCAACUACAUAAUGGAAGCGAAUGCGCAAUCGGAUAAGCUGUCUAUUUUCGAUGCUAGACCAAAUGCCAACGCAAUCGCAAAUAAAGCUAAAGGCGGUGGCUACGAAUCGGAGGACGCCUACAAAAAUGUCGAGCUGACUUUUCUCGACAUCCACAACAUUCAUGUAAUGCGUGAAAGUUUGCGUAAAUUGAAGGAAAUCUGUUUCCCGGCUAGUGAUGACCAGAAGUGGCUUUCGGCGGUGGACAGCACCUUGUGGUUGAAACAUAUAAAAUGCAUUUUGGCUGGGGCGGUUCGAAUUGUUGAUAGAAUAGAAAAUAUGCGCAUGUCGGUUGUUGUACACUGCUCGGAUGGAUGGGAUCGCACCUCGCAGUUGACUGCCUUAGCCAUGCUCCUGCUGGAUCCAUAUUACCGAACAUUGAAGGGCUUUGAGGUGUUGAUUGAGAAAGAAUGGCUUAGUUUUGGUCAUAAAUUUGAACAGAGAAUUGGCCAUGGCGAUAAUCACCAUUCGGAUGCCGAUCGGUCACCAGUGUUCCUGCAGUUUAUCGACUGUGUCUGGCAAAUAACAAAACAAUUUCCACAUGCGUUGGAAUUCAACGAAUACUUUCUUAUUACUGUUCUGGAUCAUCUGUACUCGUGCCGGUUUGGAACUUUUCUGUACAACACGGAACGGGAACGGGUUCAAAAUGAUCUAAAGAAUCGCACCGUGUCGCUAUGGUCUUUUAUGAAUUCCUCGCAUGAACAAUAUCGUAAUCCGCUGUACGGGGGCCGCAAUAUGGCCAUCCAGCCGGUGCUGAAACCAGUGGUCAGUAUGCGGCAUAUUCGCCUCUGGAAGGGACUGUACUGUCGGUGGAAUCCGAGCAUGCGACAACAGGAUCCUAUCUAUCAGCGAACACGGGAACUGUUAGCCUUGCAGGAUCAGCUGCUCAAGCAGGUCGAAGAUUGUCGGCAGGAGAAAAACCAAAGGACACAUACACAAAACAGGUUAACUUCACCACUGCAUUAAGCCCGCAAUAUAGUGGCUUGGGAUGUGCAUUUCGAAUACCAUUAUAUAGAGUUUGGGAUGCACAGCUACUGGUACCGAAAACGAAUGGGUGUGAUCGAUUGAGAAUUAUCCGUUUGUGACACAAAAGUUCGUUUGUAAUCUGCUUUGUGCCCAUUAGCUAACUAACGCGUCGCUUCAUUAAGAUACAUUAUUAAAUGACGAAUGCACAUGCGGUUUAAUUUAAGCCUACCAUGUUUAAGUGCACAUUUUUUCCAAAAAGCAUACAUAUUUAUAUUUUUUUUGAACUUAUAAUGAACUAUGUUGGGAGCCGUUUAUGAACCGGUUGAAAAUAUCACCUCUGAAUCUGAUGACGCAUGAAACGCCCGAUUUGUUUGUUAUACCGAUCUAAAACACUGAUAGAUAUAAGCCCAUAUCCGUAUUAUGUCACCCUAUCGAUAAUAAUUCUUUACUAUAUUUAUCUCUAAACGAAAAAAUA
Sabethes cyaneus is the source of this 2590-nucleotide messenger RNA. It is a transcript of the gene mtm, whose product is annotated as myotubularin-related protein 2. Gene Ontology annotation, biological process: dephosphorylation. Lineage: Eukaryota; Metazoa; Arthropoda; Insecta; Diptera; Culicidae. The transcript has 5 exons. Gene Ontology annotation, molecular function: phosphatidylinositol-3,5-bisphosphate 3-phosphatase activity. The coding region runs from base 295 to 2115 and encodes 606 amino acids. The record is from RefSeq and is a predicted model, not a curated record.